Messenger RNA from Helobdella robusta, 867 nucleotides. RefSeq lists its product as hypothetical. The transcript has a single exon. Lineage: Eukaryota; Metazoa; Annelida; Clitellata; Rhynchobdellida; Glossiphoniidae. The record is from RefSeq and is a predicted model, not a curated record. The coding region runs from base 1 to 867 and encodes 288 amino acids.
AUGCACCAACACUCAUGUGCCAUUCAUAAGAGACUCAAACUGUCAGUGGAAAUAGAAAACGGAAAUGAAACGGCAAAUUUAGCACCACAAUUAGACUCGACGCCGCCAGAAGACGAAACGGCAAAUUCAGCUCCAAAACUGGACUCGACGCCGCCAGAGGACAAGCAACAGUCGCAUUCAAAGAACGCCACGCAACAGUUUCCCUCAACAAACGCCACACAUCAACCUUCUUCAAAUAGCACCUUCCAACAACUUCUUCUAAAUAGCGUCAUGAAACAAUUUGCUUCAACAAACGCCACGCAACAUCAUUCUGCAAAUAACGCCACACAACAAGUUCCUCUAACAAACGACAUGCAAGAAUUUUCUCCAGCAAACGCCUUACUGCAGUCUCAAUCAACAAAAGUCAUUCAACAACUUCCCUCAACAAACGCCAUACAACGAUUCUCUCCAACAAAUGCCAUGCAGCAACCUUCUCUGGCAAACACCAUGCAAAAAUUCUCCUCAACAAACGCCUCGCAGGAGUCUCCGCCAACAAAGCCACUUAAAACGGACAAUUGGGCACCAAGUUCAGACAAAACCGCAAUGCCGCUCCCAGGAGUCAAACUCCCGAAAAGCCACGCUCAAUGGUUAGAAGCCAACACCUACUUCCAACUACAACGACACACUCUACCAAACUUCGACAAUCUAAACAACUUCACUGUUGCAUUUCAAACCAUGAUAUACAACUACUUUGCAAAAAGUUAUGGUUCAAUCAAGCAUAAAGUGGAAUCUGACGUCAAUAAUAAUCAUCAAAUUAGGUUAUUAAAAAAAGAAUUGAAGCACCUCAAGCAGCCGGGCCACGAAAAUCAUCAUUUCGAUGCCAAAUAG